Molecule: messenger RNA, 1142 nt
Organism: Caenorhabditis elegans
Lineage: Eukaryota; Metazoa; Nematoda; Chromadorea; Rhabditida; Rhabditidae
Product: PNPLA domain-containing protein
Exons: 8
Coding region: 294-1094 (266 amino acids)
Biological process (GO): retinol metabolic process; lipid catabolic process; lipid metabolic process
Molecular function (GO): hydrolase activity; retinyl-palmitate esterase activity; triacylglycerol lipase activity
Source: RefSeq, marked reviewed
UUCAUCGACGCAAAAUUCCCGGAGAAUCUAAUUACCAAACAUUUAUUGUGAAAAUUAAAAUGUUUACACUUCUCUAAAUGUUUAAUGCAUGUGAAUUUUUUCGUUAAUUGAUUUUUAUCUUUUUCACAUAAAUUAAAAACAUAUUCAUCGUCUCAACUCCUCCAUGCGGGCAACGCUGUAAUUCGUCACUUUUGUUUUUAUUUAGUUUCUUCAACACAGUGGCAUGUUUAUUGGAAAUCUUCUUUACCAUGAGACACUUGUGAUUUAAUUUUUAUUAUAUAAAAUCUAUAACUAUGAAAAUAUCGACUAUUUUGCUGAAACGACUAAACAAACUAGAAGAUGUUUCAAAGUUGGCAUUGUCGUUUAGUGGUUCGGGAUUUCUUGGAGCUUACAAUUUCGGAGCAGCAAAACGUCUGAUGCAAGAAAAAAAAACUAUUGGAGAGAAAGUUGAUCGAUUUGCUGGUGCAUCUGCAGGAAGUUUAGUUGCUGCAAUUCUUGCUUUGGCUCCUGAAAAACUUGAUGCUGCAAUCGACACACUGUAUUCAAUGGCAGAUCACGUUCAUGCUCAAAGAUUUGGUGCCAUGACUCCUGGAUAUUACUUGAAUGAACAACUAGUUACAAUCAUAGACGACUUUCUUCCGACUGAUAUUGCAAAUGCUCAGGGAAGAUUGCAUAUUUCCAUAACCAAAUUGAAAAAAUGGGAAAAUAUAAUGAUCAACAAAUUUGACAGUCGUGAUCAUUUGAUAUCAUGCCUUCUUGCCAGUUGCUACAUUCCAAUGUAUUCAAUGGGAUAUAAAGGGGUUCCACCAAUUAUUAAUCAAGAGGAAUGCAUCGAUGGUGGAAUGACCAACAAUUUGCCCACAUUUCCAGACGUUUUGACGAUAACAUGCUCUCCGUUUUCCAGUCAAGCCGAUAUUUGUCCGGAUGAUCCUUCAACCUGGAACAUUGAAUUCGGUAAACAAAUAUUCAAGGCGAGUAGACGAAAUUUGUAUCGUGGAGCUCGAGCAUUGUUCCCACCAAAUAGGUUUAUUUUGAAACAAUAUUACGAGAUGGGUAUUAGUGAUGCAGAUAUAUUCAUCAAGAAAAAUUUAUAACUAUUAUAAAUGUUGUUUUAAUUUUUAAAUAAAAAAUUAAUAUUAGAA